GUUGUGGAAAUUGUAAGAAUAAAAUUAUUCCCUGGUAUUGGAGAGGAUCCAUACGGUGAAACGGAGAAGACGAGUCGCUCCUCCCUCUCUCCCUUCGCCAAACUCCGCCCGUCCAGCUCCUUCCCUGCCCAAAGGAGGCGUCUUGAGGAUUCAUUCCCCUCCUUUCUCCUCCCCGCCGCCUCCAUUUGGGACUUCCUGACGGGCGGCAUCGCCGCCGCGCAAGAGGCCUCAGUUUCUGUCGGCCGAGGCAUGCCGCUCUUCAGACAGAUUCACUUUGUACUUCUAAUUAGUCGACAGGGAAAAGUGAGAUUAACCAAAUGGUAUUCUCCAUAUUCUCAGAAAGAAAGAACUAAGGCCAUCCGUGAGCUUAGCGGACUGAUUCUUACACGAGGUCCAAAGCUUUGCAACUUUGUAGAGUGGAGAGGAUAUAAGGUUGUGUAUAGAAGAUAUGCCAGUCUUUACUUUUGCAUGUGCAUUGAUGCAGAAGAUAAUGAAUUAGAAAUACUUGAAAUCAUUCAUCAUUUUGUUGAGAUAUUGGACCGAUAUUUUGGCAGUGUUUGCGAACUUGAUUUAAUAUUCAAUUUUCAUAAGGCAUACUACAUAUUGGAUGAAAUUCUCAUUGCCGGUGAGCUUCAAGAGUCGAGCAAAAAGGCCGUUGCCCGUCUUAUAGCUGCACAGGACCAACUUGUGGAAGCAGCCAAGGAGCAGGCAAGUUCAAUAAGCAAUAUGAUUGCACAAGCUACCAAAUAGAGCUCCUUCAGUCAUUGUAAGGCCUAUCAAACAUGACUGCCCUCCAACGUUUUCGAUCCCUUGCACUUUACUACAUGUUUUGGAUGAUUUAAUUCACAUUUCUCGAGCUUGAUGUGGUAAUCUUUUACUGAGAGUCGUGCUUGUAGAAACUGCACUCAUUUUCAAGCUUAAAUUUCUGAAUAAUAGUUGAUGAAAAAUUGUCUACCA
Messenger RNA from Zingiber officinale, 957 nucleotides. RefSeq names its product AP-1 complex subunit sigma-2. Gene Ontology annotation, molecular function: clathrin-cargo adaptor activity. Lineage: Eukaryota; Viridiplantae; Streptophyta; Magnoliopsida; Zingiberales; Zingiberaceae. The coding region runs from base 250 to 750 and encodes 166 amino acids. Gene Ontology annotation, biological process: intracellular protein transport; vesicle-mediated transport. Gene Ontology annotation, cellular component: AP-1 adaptor complex; membrane coat; intracellular membrane-bounded organelle. The record is from RefSeq and is a predicted model, not a curated record. The transcript is spliced from 7 exons.